Molecule: messenger RNA, 540 nt
Organism: Acaromyces ingoldii
Lineage: Eukaryota; Fungi; Basidiomycota; Exobasidiomycetes; Exobasidiales; Cryptobasidiaceae
Exons: 2
Coding region: 1-540 (179 amino acids)
Molecular function (GO): nucleic acid binding
Source: RefSeq, a predicted model, not a curated record
AUGGAGUACGCAGCCGGCAUUUUUGAGACUAUCUGCGCUGAUGGCUCUUUGCUCCCACCAACAGUUGUCUUCAAUGGCAUCAAUAGGCAGCUGGAUGUCGUACAGCGCACUAAAGAGCUGGGCAACUGGAACGUUGUGUGGAAUCAACGCGGUUCAAUCAAUGGCAAUGUCAUGCUGCGUUGGAUUGACAGCUUUGACCAGGCUGCAGAGGACGAGAAGAGCGCUAUGAAAUGGCGGCUGCGUCUCCUGGACAACGUAUCAUGCCACCUUGUCGACGGGGUGCUUGUGAAGGUUGAAGAGUUGCAGAUCGAGAUCGCCACAUAUCACUCAAACGCCACGCAUGAAAUGCAGCCCUAUGAUGUCGUCGCCUUCAAGAUCUUCAAUGGCGAGUUUGAUAGGCUCCAAGAAGAUCUCAAUGAGCGUGACAUCCCCAUUGAAAAGCUCAGAUUCCUUGGCUUGCUCAAAAUGGCCCAGAAAAAAGGCCUUAGGGACAUCAUUGUGCGUAAAUCGUUCGAAAAAGUCAGGCAUCUGGCCUUUUAA